Messenger RNA from Penicillium egyptiacum, 1017 nucleotides. NCBI's taxonomy places the organism in Eukaryota, Fungi, Ascomycota, Eurotiomycetes, Eurotiales, Aspergillaceae. The record is from the annotation of a GenBank genome assembly.
AUGGCACCCUUUUCAAGCCUCCGCGCCACCCUCACCCAAGCUUAUCCUCCUGCUCCAGGUUUUACCGAGGCAAAUGUCCCCCCAGGCUCGCAGAGUGGCCGCGUUUUUAUUGUGACCGGUGGAAAUGCGGGUAUCGGACUUGAGCUAUCCAAGAUUCUCUACGCGAGCGGAGCGACUGUCUAUAUGGCCUCUCGAUCCCAGGCUAAAGCAGAAGCGACCAUCAAAACGAUUACCGAGGCGUCAAAAUCCAAGACUACGAGCGGCAAACUGAAGUUCCUGCACCUGGAUCUGAACGGUCUCUUGGUUGUAAAGGCCGCAGCAGAAAGCUUCGCGCAGCAAGAAGAUAAGCUAGAUGUGCUGUGGAACAAUGCCGGCACUGGAGCGAAUGCUGUCUCGAUCGGCCAACGCACAGCCCAAGGCUUCGAGCCAAUGAUAGGAAUGCACUGUAUUGCGACACUUCUCUUCACCCAACUCCUCACUCCACAGCUGCGCGCUGCCGCCGCUUCUGGUGGGAAUGGCAAGACCCGUGUUGUCUGGAUAUCGAGCGCUUUGGCAGAGUCAGCCUCACCACCCAACGGCAUCGACUUCGACUUGUUGGAAAGUGGGACAAAACUCACUGCUAACUACGGGACGUCCAAAGCGGGGACCUGGAUCCUCAACCGGGAAUUCGCGCGUCGAUACGCUAAGGAUGGAAUCGUCAGUGUUUGUCUGAACCCGGGCUUCUUGAAGACAGCUUCCUUCAAUGGAACCUCUCCAGCCGUCAUGUUCGUCCUGAACAAAGUUCUCUUGAGUGAUGCAGUCUAUGGCGCGUAUACGGAACUUUUUGCUGGCCUUUCGCCCGAGGUGACAUUGGAAAACAGUGGUUCGUACAUCAUUCCCUGGGGCCGGAUCCGCUCCAAUUCGUCUGCUCCACGACACGACAUAAUCAAGGCUGGGGAUUCCAAGGAAGAAGGGGGUCUGGAUUAUGGGAACAAAUUUUGGGCCUGGUGUGAAGGGAAAUGGAGAAGUUAUGUUUAG